AUGCUGGCCGAAUCCGAAACCCCCGUCAGCAACGGGGAUCCGCCGAAGCUCCGGGCUGCCUGUGAGAAUUGCCGACAGUCAAAGGUGAAAUGUAAUCUAUCUGGGAAAGACACCUGCAUCCGCUGUAUGCGUCAUGGGUUGCCCUGUCGAUACCGCGUCGCCAAUCGUUCUGGGAAGCCAAAAGGGAGCAAGAACCGUGCCACGCUGCGGAAACUUGGGCAGUUGCAAGACGAGAAGAAGCCUACAAUACCUGCCAACGGAUGGGCAGAACCAGUAGCCAAAGGACAACCGCCUCGUAUCAGCUAUGAUGACAAUGGUGUCGACGCAACGAGUACGCAAAGCACCAGCCCAGCCAGUCAGUCCAGAAGCCCCGAUAGCCACGGGGCGAAUUUGGCUGACACGACGUUGCUGACCGAUCAGACCAUGGAGUAUCCAUCAAUAGGGGAGACGCUGGCCCCAAUGUUCAAUCCCUCCAUGUCGCCGCCAUUCCUCCCGAAGGAGUUCAUCUCCCGGGGCUUCACCGGCUGUCCGCUCGCCGUCCAGAUCCCCAACCCACUACAGCCCUGUGAUUGCACCAACACACUCUUAUACAACGUAAACCAGAUCCGGACCAUGCUGGCAGAGAGCAUGCGUCUUCGACUGGACCAGAUCCUACAGGGCAUCAACAUUGCAUUGACCGCGUGUCGGACCUUUCUCCGAUGCCCCAAUUGUCACAAAGACCACACAAACCUACUGUAUUCAGUAUCCAUACUGGAUACUACACUCCAGCUCUUCGAGUAUUGGACCUCGUAUGAGCUCUCAUCCGCGCCUCCUGGCGACCACAACAUGAUCCUUCCCUACGGCGAGUACGAGAUGGGCCCGGACGAGACGCGCCGGAUCCGCCGGUACCUCAUCCGAGGUCGAGCCCUGCAGUGCAGAGAGGUAUUGGGGCUACUAAAGGACGCAGUCGAAAUGAGCCGACAUCUGACUCCCGAGCUCCGAGAGCUCAAUGGGACGGACGGACUGGAGGUGGAAUGGUUCCAGCAGAUGCUGGGGGGGUAUGAUACGAUGGUGGAGACGAUUUUACGAGCGAUGUCGGAUAAUCUGUGCACGUAG
Aspergillus luchuensis is the source of this 1095-nucleotide messenger RNA. RefSeq lists its product as uncharacterized. Gene Ontology annotation, biological process: regulation of DNA-templated transcription. Bases 1 to 1095 code for a protein of 364 amino acids. The record is from RefSeq and is a predicted model, not a curated record. Gene Ontology annotation, molecular function: zinc ion binding; DNA-binding transcription factor activity, RNA polymerase II-specific. Gene Ontology annotation, cellular component: nucleus. The transcript has 2 exons. Lineage: Eukaryota; Fungi; Ascomycota; Eurotiomycetes; Eurotiales; Aspergillaceae.